Messenger RNA from Actinia tenebrosa (Australian red waratah sea anemone), 3571 nucleotides. RefSeq lists its product as uncharacterized. Gene Ontology annotation, molecular function: zinc ion binding; RNA binding. Gene Ontology annotation, biological process: nuclear polyadenylation-dependent CUT catabolic process; nuclear polyadenylation-dependent rRNA catabolic process; nuclear polyadenylation-dependent snoRNA catabolic process. Gene Ontology annotation, cellular component: TRAMP complex. NCBI's taxonomy places the organism in Eukaryota, Metazoa, Cnidaria, Anthozoa, Actiniaria, Actiniidae. The record is from RefSeq and is a predicted model, not a curated record.
UGAGGAAGAAAUUGAUAGUGAGAUAGAAGACGCCCUUUACAGUCAAGUGCAUUAUUCUUUCUCCUUGCCAAAUGAAGAAGACUUGGAUGACAAAGAUGGAGAUGCUGAUUCAUGUCAUGCUGGUAGUGAAGCAUCAUUAAUUCUUGAUUCCAAACCACAAGAUGACAAGGAAGUGCAAGAUGAUGUAAAUGAGGAUGAAGAUUCAGUUAAGACAGUAGAAUAUAUUGUUAUUGAUGAAGAAAGUGGCAGUAGCAGUGGUAAUAGCAAUGAUGACAAUGACAAUCGGGAAGGCAAUAGUGAUGAUGACAAUGACCAUAGUGUUGAAGUCACUGGCUCUACACAAGAAAACUGGAGUUUGAUUGAAGAAGAUCUAAAAACAAAUUUAUUAGCUGAUGGUAAACGACGACCAGUGUCAAGAUACUACAAGAAAGAAGGAAAUUUCAGAUGUCACAACUGUAAUGAAAAGGGUCAUAAGGCCGCAGAUUGUCCCACACCAAAGAAAAUCAGUUGCUUUCUGUGUGGUGGUGAACACAUCAGGAGACGAUGUCCUAAUGAAUUGUGUUUCAACUGUCAAGAACCAGGACACCGUGUGAUGAAUUGUAAGCAGCCCCGAAGUCGGCCGGAUGACCAGUGUCGUAGAUGUUACAUGUUAGGACACCAUUCCAAGGAUUGUCCUGAUCGCUGGAGACAGUAUCAUCGCACAAUAGAUGCAAAGAAACUGCCAGUUGUGAAUAGGACAGGGGAGUUCAAUGGACCAGUAUAUUGCUAUAACUGCUCAGAAGAAGGACACUAUGGACACGAAUGCAUACACGAUCGGAUGGACAAUUACUUAAAUCCAACCUAYCCGUUUGUUGUAAAAUAUGAUGGCGACCCAGAAUUCCAUCAAGACAAUCGCUUUUCACAAGAUAGAUGCAGAAAGCGAACCAGCACUCACGAUGGAACGGUCGGACAGUUCCGUGAAGAAUUCAGCGAGAGAAACAAAGAAAGACAGUCGUGGCCAAAGCAGAGCCAUGAUCGCAAUGAAAGAAGAAGGAAAGAGGAAAUCGAAGAAGGCAUUGAUUAUAGUGGGGUAACUACCAUGCGCGCUGGAAGAGGCGGGGAGUUCAAUGAACGAAUAAGUGAAAGAACCAAAAAACGACGACAGAGAGGUAAAGAUAAAAGGCAUUCCUGGACUGGCCAGAGGCAUGAUCAAGAACAAAGCAGUAGAACGCAAGGAAUUGGGGAAGACAUGACCAUUAGAAUACGAAGCUCGAUACCGCACGAUCAAAAAGCAUCAACUCCUCGACAUUUUGAAAAUGCUAACAAAGUGAAAAUAGGGUCCAAGAGAAGACACAGUGGAACGCCAACGCAGUAUGAUAAUGAAUCAAAGAAAGGAAAGCAGGCUGAGCACAAAAUAAAUAAACAAAAAAGGAAAAAGAUAAAAGAAAAAGAUACUCAGUUUACGUCCCACAAUGAGCGCAUUGUUGAACUUGUUCACGAUGAUGAAGUAUACGGCAAUGAUUAUCAGACCUGUCGACAAAAAAAGACAAAAAACAAGAAGUUCAAUAAGCAAAGAGAACCGCUACCCGACGCGUUCACAAGAAUGGUUGAAGACUGGGAAGAGAUGAAUACAUCUCGCCACUCGUCUGCAGCCUACAACCGUCCUCAAUCACAAGGUUCAUCACAUCGCCAGAACAAAAAGUUCAAAGAGGAUAAGCGUUCGUCACAAGAAUACAACAGGAAACCUUUCAACAGUUCACGAGGUUUUCGAUCUAAAUGGAAGUGAAUAAUCACCGUAUUGUAUAUAUGAAUAUAUAUAUACACACUUGAUUGCAAAAUGAUUGUAGCAUACACUUACACAAAUAUCUAAUGAGAUGCAAGAUAUCAAAUGAGAUGCAAAACUUUAAAAAAGUAACUUAUUUGGUCUUACUUAUCUUCUAUUGUAUCAAAGACAUAAGUAUUGCACAGACUCACGUUUGAAAAUAUAUUUCCACAAAAUGUCGUGGUUAAGCAAUCGUAUUUAAGCAUGUUUUACAUUCUGCAUCUCAUUAGAUAUCUUGCAUCCCACUAGAUAUUCGUAUAAAUGUAUACCACAAACUUUCUGCAAUCAAGUGUAUAUAUAAAAUUUUGCAAUUUUUUAAAAGAAUUUAGAGGCUUUAUAAAUUUUACACCUUUACGAAUGGGGUACCCAGAGUUCCAAAGGUUCUCUCUCCAGAAGCACUGGAGGGAGAGAGUAUUUGGCAAAAAGGAUAUAACUUUGAAUACCCACACACGUCUCCUCCAAUACGAAAUAGUGAACACAGAAGCACUGCCAAUAAAGAAGACUCUUCUGUUUUAUUAGUAUUGCUGGAUUUCAAGGCUGCCAUGUUGUUUUAACUUGCUUCAAUAGAUUUUUUCUUUAUUAUUUUUGUUAUUAGAAAUAACAACAUCGCAGCUAUUUCUUGUUAUUUUAUUCGAAUUCACUUAAAAAUGAUUGCAAGCAACCUAUUAACUCAGUCUUUUGAAUUUGCCUUACAAGACUCCAAAAGGGUGUGGCUAGCCACUCGAUACACUCUUCAGUUGGUAACUAAAUCAACCUAAUUAGUAACAAUUGCAUACUUAUAUGAAUAUACUUAUUUCAAUAAAGUUAGUCACCAAAAACCUAGAAAGCUGCGAUCGCUGAGAAUCAUAGGGAAAUGUCUUGUAUCCAACAAGUAAUGCUUUUGACACAAACUGCAGCAGUUGAGGAUACUCAGAGGAGGUUAACUUGUAACUGGUAGAAGAUCUCAAGUCCAUCAACAGUUAUCAAGCGGUUGAAACACGUAAAAUGUAUCUACCCGUAAUCCUUGUCGGUCUCAGCUUUGUAGCUUUUUAGGUGACUAACUUUAUUGAAAUAAGUGUAUAGUAAUGUAAAUGGACGCUACUUCUAUCGGAUAUUCGAGAUGAUAUUAACAAUAAUUAUGGUGGUUUAAAAAUACUUUUUCUAUAUAAAAAAAUCAAGAAUUGUUUUUGUAAGAACCAAAGACCAUUUAAAAUUUUGUUUCAUUUUAGCAUAAUUUUCUGAAUGUCGAAACGAACACUACAGUCUUCUUUAAUUCCACCUUUUGGAGGAACUCAAGAUCAGCUCCACUUUCUGCUACUUCAACCCUACCCUAAAAGAGUACCAAACAUUCUCGUACCCAAACCCUUCUCAGCUUUCUAACAAUAUCUUUGUUUUUUUGCUGAGAAGGGUCUGGGUACGAGAACGAGUUCCAAACUGUGACAUCAGCAAAUCCCAAAUUCUACAUACUACAAAAAAAAAAAAAAAAAAAAAAAAAAAAAAAAAAAAAAAAAAAAAAAAAAAAAAAAAGAAGAAACAAAACAAAACAAUGCCGGCAUUUCUGAAAACUUUAAGGCUGUUGCGAGCUAUAGAAAUGAUAACAUUGGGCAUUUAAUUAUGGUCCAUAAAAUUUACAUACAUUUUCUUUUUUGCACUGGAUCCAAUCAUUUUUGACCCAGUACUAAAUGCGAGUGAAAUGUAUGGGGUUCUCUGUUUUGCGCUCUUACGCUUUAAAAUUCCGCAACUAUAUCAUAUAUUUACAUGCAAUUUCUGAUUAAAGGAUUGGUAAUAAUU